Eremomyces bilateralis CBS 781.70 is the source of this 1371-nucleotide messenger RNA. Its product is annotated as histidinol phosphate phosphatase H. Gene Ontology annotation, cellular component: cytoplasm. The record is from RefSeq and is a predicted model, not a curated record. Bases 291 to 1232 code for a protein of 313 amino acids. Lineage: Eukaryota; Fungi; Ascomycota; Dothideomycetes; Eremomycetales; Eremomycetaceae. Gene Ontology annotation, molecular function: histidinol-phosphatase activity. Gene Ontology annotation, biological process: L-histidine biosynthetic process. The transcript has 2 exons.
AAUACGAAGAGAUUACAAACGCAUCUCGGAGUGUUGGAACUGACAUAGAAUCGGACACUUCAAGGGGAUGCACCGGCGAAAUGUGUUGGAGCGAGGCUAUCAUAUUGAGCGGAUACUCGACCGAACAUUAUCCGUAACUAUCCAUCAUUUCCAGUCACCACAGGUCUCAAUUGAUCAACAAAGCAAGACUCCAUCAAAAUGGUCUAAAGUGAUUUCAAUUCCUUUCUGAUGAAUACAGACUCUUCUACAUUUCUUAAAACUGUCUAGAUUUGUUUUCACCGCUCUCUAGAAUGCCGUUUUCACAUCAUAGUCAUUCUGGGCAGUUCUGCGCCCAUGCCAAGAAUACUCUUGAAGAGGUCAUUCAGCAGGCCGUAAACAAAGGGUUUCGGACCUUUGCUUUAACCGAACAUAUCCCACGGCCGAACGAGCAUUUGUAUGCUGAAGAGGUUGCUGAAAAUUAUUCGUGGGACAUCCUCCACCAGCUCUUCAGGGCAUAUCUCAAAGAGGCCUUGCGACUUCGGGAAAAGUAUGCAGACAAGAUCAGCAUCCUGAUUGGCUUCGAGAGUGAAUUCGUCACUCCCAACUAUGUUGGCUUGGUUGAAGACAUUCUCAACUAUGGGAUCUGCUCCGACGAUGACGUGUCUCAACGAUCAGACUUCAACUUCUACAUGGGUUCUAUCCACCAUGUCAAAACCAUCCCAAUUGAUUUCUCCAAGGAACUCUACGUCGAGGCAAGGGAUGCCUGCGGUGGAACCGACGUAGAUCUGUUUUGCAUCUUCUUCGACGAACAAUAUGAGCUCCUUCAGCGACUCAAGCCGCCGGUUGUCGGCCACUUUGACCUAAUUAGACUGUACAGCAACAACCCCAAUGGGAGCAUUCGAGCUCUUGGAAGUGCUGUGUGGAGCAAAGUCAUUCGGAAUCUUCAAUUCGCCGCGGACAACGGGUUGAUCUUGGAGGUCAAUUCUAGCGCAUUGCGGAAAGGCAUGGAUGAGCCGUAUCCGUGUGUCGAGAUCAUGCAAGAAUAUUUGCGGAUGAAGGGGAGAUUCACGCUUUCGGACGACUCUCACGGGAUCGAUCAAGUUGGGUUGAAUUAUCCUAAGGCUGUCCGAGCGAUGAAGGCGGCCGGCGUGGGAGAAAUUCAGGUCGUAACGACUGACUCGACCGUAUCUGAUAUGAAGACGGAUUGCGUGCCUUUAUCGGAAGUGGAAGCCCUCCUAGAAACCUCCUUAUAACCUUUUACCGCUUAUAUUGCCGUAGCUUUGGGCCUUGCCCUAUGCUUUCUGGCUAGCGUGCAGUCCCACGACCGGAAUUGGCAAUUUUCAUAGAGUUUCAAUACAUUGUGUUAUAGAUUCCAAGGUUGUGCUCUUCAAA